UCUAGCCAUUCGCUAAACCCCCUGCAAUCCACUGGAGCGGGUUCCACUCUGACCACUAAUGGGCCCAAUACCCACUGAGGGUCCGCUAGUUACCUCACGAUGCUAGCCAGCCACUUCCAGGUUCUGAUCGGCCAGCCCAGCUGUGAUGGACUUCAUCGUCACAUCGGCUGAGCUGAGAACCAGGACGGACGAUUUUGAGGCAAACAUUUAAAACACUCGACCAUCGCCCUUUUCUCUUUCUUGGUUUGCUCGUAUCAUCAAUUUUCCUUCAAAGACUACAAACACAAUAGACAAGACAUUGACUUGAUCCUUGUCAUCCUCUUCUCGUCCUCCCCUUCUCAGAUUUUACCUCUCUGCAUCAAAACUCUACCCAACAAUCAUGCUCACAUCAACCUUCUUCCUCAGCCUCCUCGGCCUUGCAGCGGCCUCACCGGUCCAGCCUCACAUCAACGUGAACCCCAAAUACCCUUCACGCUCGAUAUCAAAGGGCUUCAAGCUCGUCGUCAACGUCACAGACCAUUCCAAGGACUUUGACCCCCCCAUCCACAACACCGAGCUUACCAGCAUCCACACCGGAGCCGGCCUCGCCCUCGUCGGAGUUAUCGAGAAGGAAGGCCGCAUCUUCUACCAAAACGGUACCAAGGAAGAGCGCCAAAACGGCGAGGCUACUGUCAUCAGCGACGGUGGCACCCCCUUGACUCCCAAUGGCAUCGCUCUCGUGGCCGACAAGAAGAACAAGAAUCUUUUCGGUGCUACUCUCAACUUCGAGCCCGGCACACCAGGUGUUCAGUUGAACCAGCCCGAGGACCCCUACACAUAUCUGCUGCCCGAGACUUUUGUGGCGUGUAACAAGAGCUUGGAAUACUACCAGGGCAAGCACUUCAUCGUCAUUGAGCAGGCACACCUCACCAUCGACAAGAACAACAAGAUCCAGCGCAACAUCCCCAAGGGUUGUGCCCCCAUCCGCCUUGUGCCCCAGUGUGCCGAGUUGGAAACUCUUCCCAAGGGAUCGUACUCCAGCCACAAGUACGCCCUUGAGUCCAAGUGCUACAAGGAUGUUUCCAAGAUCCAGUGGAAGAAGUACAGCCCUUAAUCUGGAAUACCUUGGUGAGAAAUGAGAUGGAAUUAAUGAUGACGAAAGGAUAAUGAUUGUUUUGAACAGCCAGUAUUACUAGGAUUGGCAUUAAUAGCCUUAAUAAUGUAUAACAGUUAUCUUUAUGCCUAGAAGCUUCCUCUGGCCGUGACCUAACUGUUGAAAUCACUUAAACACAUCAGCGGUGAGGCAUAUGUGGGUAUCACAACCUCACGCACAACUGGAUCUAGACUCGCCAAGCAGUUGGGAAAUCCGAGGCCACACAAGAGCAAAGACUGCUUGUGGAACCAUGACAGCUGCUUUUCCCGGCAACGGCGGGGAGACGAUCUGGGAAGCGGACUGUCCCCGUAAAAGUCUAUCAUCGGGUGCUGCAGGCACAUCAACUCAAACUCCACAAAGUCAUUGUUUGUCCGUUAGCGGCUCAUCUUUGGACCAAAAGAUAACCUUCAUGUACCAAAGCGGAAGAGGAACGUUGUCUUGAGUCAGUUGUUUUGCCACAUGUGAACGAUGUUUGCUACUGUGUAUCCCUAUUUGUCAAGUUAGGUCAUGAUCAACCAAGUUUGCAAUUUCGCCUGGAAACGAGAAUAGGCUUGUCUUCGGCGGAUUAAAUCGGAAGUCUGGAAGUCUGGUGUCUUUGGCCAAUGGCAAAGCUGUGCUCGUUGCUGUCGAGGUGGAGGUUUGGGCUGGCACUGACACCCAACGGCUAUGCAACGUCUACGCAUAUUGCAGGCGCCACGAAAGCCUAGGUAUUUGGUUUAUACUGUUUCCAUUGCUACAGGACCCCUUAUAUCUAGACCUAUCUCAUAGACAGAGGAGUUAUCGCUAAGUUGAGUAUGUACCCUCAUGUUAUUGUUGAGCUCCAACCACAUGCGAGGAGUGCAGAAGCCAGCGACAUAUUGGCCUCUGACCAACGAGCAUAUGAAGAACAUAUGCUGGAUGGCAAAGGUCAACUUGACACCUACCUCUGGCAUCUGCGGUGAAGGUGGGAGGUUAUGACUGAUGCGAAUAAUGCGACGUUGAACAGAAAAGUCUCCUGGUUCACCAACGUGAUGUCCUGAUGAGCCCAACCAUAUACGAAGAGUAUAGAAGUGAGCGGCAUAUUGGCCUCUGACCAAAGAACACAUGAGGAACAUAUGUUGGAUGGCGAGGCCAGCUUGACGUUCACCUAUGACGUCUGCGGUAAGGGUGGGAGGUUUAUGGACGACUUCGACCAAGGCGACGGCGAGCUUGUCGUUGCAUCCUAAACAGGCAUUAUGAUCUUCAGUACAUUGGCGGUGGGUUUGCGAGGGUCAGAAUCGUCGGCACUGUCGCCCGGAGUGUCGUCGGGGCAGCCCCAGUUUGCACCGUGGAUCUGGUAUGAGUCCCGUUUGAACAUCGGUUCGCCUUUGGGCUUGAACUUCACCAGGCUAGGGUAAUUUCUCCAGUUCGGGGUAUCGCCGGGAGGAGGCCGCUUAUUGUCUUCCUGUUGCCCAUCUUAACACUGCAAUACUAUACAACGACUCGAGGAGGAGCCAAGAGUGGAUGCGAUAUUGAGUGCAAUACAGGGUACUUGAGAUAAAAUUGUUAGUAUAUACAGAUAGAUACAAGUGAUGCAGAACAAACCAAGAGCAUGUGAUGCUUGCGUGAAGUGCUUGUGGUGAGAUAUCGACCCUUCUAAAACCCAUUUCUUUGGGUUCCGUCUU
Messenger RNA from Fusarium verticillioides 7600, 2775 nucleotides. RefSeq lists its product as hypothetical. The record is from RefSeq and is a predicted model, not a curated record. Bases 380 to 1093 code for a protein of 237 amino acids. The transcript has a single exon. NCBI's taxonomy places the organism in Eukaryota, Fungi, Ascomycota, Sordariomycetes, Hypocreales, Nectriaceae.